CAUCGUCUCUCUCCAAACCCCCAACCUCGCCGCUGUCCCUAGACGCCUCCGACCCCCUCCGCGAUGCCAUUGAGGAGCUCCAACUUUAAGCAGACAGUCCUACUCUUCCCUGCUCGAUCUUAAGUGCAAUCUGCAAGACGGGAUGGAGGGAAAUCCUGUUGCUAAAAUCAUCCAACCCAUCGAUAUGAUGAAGUUGAGAAUUCAAUUGGGUCUGGGAUCAGCUGGACAAGUUUCCAGGACCAUGAUCAAGGAGGAGGGUUUUGGUUCAUUGUAUAAGGACCUGAGUAACCAACCUAGGUUAUUGCAAACCCAACGUUCCGAAAUAAAGAAGAGAUUAAGCUGUUGGACGAACCCUGAUAUGAUCAACAAUGUAGAUCAGUUGGGGCAAAUGGAUGAUUCAAUUUGAGAAUCGCGUAACCAGAUUCGAACACAUAAGGU
Molecule: messenger RNA, 438 nt
Organism: Rosa chinensis
Lineage: Eukaryota; Viridiplantae; Streptophyta; Magnoliopsida; Rosales; Rosaceae
Product: agamous-like MADS-box protein AGL30
Exons: 5
Coding region: 143-406 (87 amino acids)
Source: RefSeq, a predicted model, not a curated record